GAUGUCCCUCCGCGGCUGCCGUAGGCCUCUUUGGAACAAAAUGGCCGCCUCUAUUGACAACGAUUUAAUUGAAAGAGAUUUGCCCACAGCUGUGCAGCUGCUGAGUAGUCUCACACAACAGGUGGCAGCAGUAACGAGUCACGUCCACCAGCUGAUCACUAAAGUCAGAGACGGAGCGUUUAGGACCCAGAAGGGUUUGUCUUUCCUGGACCUCCGCUAUCACCUGCUGCUCUUCUACCUGCAGGACGUCACUCACCUGAUCAGCAUCAAGACAGAAGGAGGCAAAAUAAAAGAGAGUGAAGCCGUCAACAGGCUGGUUACAGUCCGGACGGUCCUGGAGAAGAUGCGACCACUCGACCACAAACUGAAAUAUCAGAUCGAUAAACUGCUGCGCACGGCGCUCACCGGCAGUUUAGCUGAAAACGACCCGCUGCAGCUGCGUCCCAAUCCAGAGAACCUCCUCAGUAAACUGAGUGAGUCUGAGGAGUCUGAAGGUGAAGCUGAGAGUCAGACGGAGAAGAAAGCAGCGCCCUCUAGUGGCAGAAAAUAUGUCCCGCCAAAGAUCGCCCCGGUGCAUUAUGACGGCGACCUGACGGACGCAGACAGGAAGAAGGUUCAGUCGGAGCGCCAGCGGCGAGCGGCGCUCCGGAGCUCCGUGAUCCAGGAGCUGAGGCAGCAGUACAGCGACGCUCCGGAGGAGAUCCGAGACAGACGAGACUUCCAGAGCGAGCGGCAGAGCCGAGAGGAGCUGCACAGGAAAAACUACGAGGAGUCGAUGAUGGUGCGUCUCAACACGCCACAACGGCAGAAGAACGGCAGAAAGAGAGGCGUGAUGUCCAUGACGGGCCAGCUCGGUGACAUCACACACUUCGGUGACAUCACAGCACUGACGGGCGGCGAGGGAGGGGCGGAUGGAGUUAACCGCCCCAAGAAGAAGAAGAAACUCAUGAAGAAGAAAACCAAAAGAAAAGCCUUCAAGAAGCACAGAUAGACUGAAGUCUGAAGAACACCAACAGCAUCAAGAUAGUUUAUCAUAGUGAAUCAGUUGUGCUACAGUAAAUUAUUCACCUGCAUAGUGUAUGACUGUAGUCUGUGGAAUAAACAUUUGCUGUUGA
This is a messenger RNA of Centropristis striata (black sea bass), 1115 nucleotides long. It is a transcript of the gene ngdn, whose product is annotated as neuroguidin, EIF4E binding protein. Gene Ontology annotation, cellular component: nucleolus; small-subunit processome. Gene Ontology annotation, biological process: maturation of SSU-rRNA from tricistronic rRNA transcript (SSU-rRNA, 5.8S rRNA, LSU-rRNA). Bases 2 to 991 code for a protein of 329 amino acids. The transcript is spliced from 11 exons. NCBI's taxonomy places the organism in Eukaryota, Metazoa, Chordata, Actinopteri, Perciformes, Serranidae. The record is from RefSeq and is a predicted model, not a curated record.